Molecule: messenger RNA, 678 nt
Organism: Symbiodinium necroappetens
Lineage: Eukaryota; Dinophyceae; Suessiales; Symbiodiniaceae
Source: the annotation of a GenBank genome assembly
AUGACGAGGAUCAUGUCCAAGCAGACGUCUGGUGUCGCAGAGACGCCGACCAAGUCCAAGAAGAAACGCCCCAGGGGCAGCUCUUCGAGAAGGGUGGCCCGCAAGAGGGCCCCUAAGGACAACGCUCCAGAUUCUGUGCGGCGGCAUUUGGACUUCGGGUUUGAGGGUGACGAUGCUCCGGACUCCGGAUCCAGAGCUGCAAGGGAGACAAGGAUGGAGGCUUCCCCUGCUGAGACAUCCGGCGGAGAGGAUAAUGAUCUUUUCGGUGGGCAGUUCAAGCCCAGCAGACGCACGCCACCCGCUUCUGCUAAGAUGGCUGCGAAGCAGUCCGGGUCUGCCAAGAAGAAGCAGAAGACGAAGACUGCCUCCGAGGAGGCAGGGUUGGAGCAUCAAGAGCCACUUCAGAAGGGUGACGUGGACGAGGCGAGUGCGGAGGAUGAUGAUUCGCAGUCCUCCGGCCAAGAGGCCCCUGAGCCGACGAAGGAGGCCUCCACGGCUGGAAAGGUUGUAGAGCCCGAGCUGGUUCGCCUGCUCACGGCUUCCACUUCCUCGCAAGAUGUGCCAGUCUUUGUCAAGAUUCUGCAAGCUGAAGAGCUGUUCAGCUUGAGCGAAGCAGCGGAUCUUCUGUGCGAGAUGGAUCCAAGCCACUUUGUUCGGAGCGGUUUUACGGAUACUUGA